AUGGCAUCAACGCUCAGCAACCCUCCUGAUAGACAAUGGUGGAAGGAAGCCGUGGUUUACCAAAUCUAUCCCGCCAGCUUCCUCGACUCGGACGGCGACGGGCUAGGCGACCUCCCCGGCAUAAUCUCAAAACUGGACUACAUUAAAUCAGUCGGAGCCGACACGAUCUGGCUCUCACCCAUCUUCAAGAGCCCUCAGAAUGACAUGGGUUACGACAUCUCCGACUACAGGGACAUCCACCGGCCGUACGGCAACAUCGCCGACGCCGAGGCCCUGAUCCAGGGCUGCCAUGAUAGGGGCAUCAAGGUGCUCCUCGACCUGGUAGUAAACCACACCAGCGACGAGCACGAAUGGUUCCGGGAGUCCCGGUCGUCGCGGACCUCUCCCAAACGCGACUGGUACUUCUGGCGAGACCCGAAAAUCGGCGCCGACGGCGUGCGCAGGCCACCCAAUAACUGGUCUUCCCUGUUUGGAGGCAGCGCCUGGACGUGGGAUGAGCAGACAGGACAGUACUACCUCUCGCUUUUCCUCCCGUCGCAGCCGGAUCUGAACUGGUCCAACGACGAAAUGCGCCGCGCGACGUACGCCGACAUGGAGUUCUGGCUAGAUAGGGGCGCCGACGGGUUCCGCAUCGACUCCAUGAACCUCAUGUCCAAGCACCCUGACCUGCCGGACGCCCCCGUCACGCUGCCAGACCAGGAAUUUCAGCCUGGCGCGAUGUACUUUGCCAGUGGCCCGCGGAUGCACGAGUACAUCCGGGAGAUGCGGGAGAAGGUGUUUGACAAGUACAACUGCAUGACGGUUGGCGAGCUGGGGUUCACGAAAGAUGAGGCCAGCGUCGCGAGCUACGUCGCCAAAGACAGGCACGAGCUAAACAUGGUCUUCACGGGCGACAUCGUGGAUAUGGACUUUGGCGCCCAUGGCAAGUAUGAGCGCGAUGGUUUCCGUCUGUCGAAGCUCAAGACCAUAACCAGUCUGUGGCAAAAGGCGAUGCUGAAGUGCGACGGCUGGAACGCCGUGUACAUGGAUAAUCACGACUCGGGCCGCUCCCUCUCGCGCUACGCGUCGGAUUUGCCGCAAUACAGGAAGAGCGCGGCCAAGAUGCUGGCGAUAUACCUCGGCACGCUCAGUGGCACAUUGUAUCUUUUACAGGGACAGGAGAUUGGCAUGGCCAAUGCCCCUGAAUCGUGGACAAUUGACGAUUACAUUGAUGUUGAGGGGAGGAAUUACUAUAACAGCGUGCGUGCGAGAAGGGGCCCCGAUGCUGAUAUGAGCGACGUGAUGGUAGAAAUGAGGAAGAAGGCAAGGGACAACGGGAGGUUACCGAUGCAAUGGAAUGCAGAGAAGCACGGCGGUUUCACCACAGGAUCGAAGCCGUGGAUGCGCAUGAACGAUGACUUUGGGGAUUGGAAUGUUGAUCAGCAAGAGAAAGACAGCGACAGCGUACUGGCGUUCUGGAGGCAGAUGUUGAAUCUGCGGAGGCGAGAGAAAGGUGUAUUUGUGUACGGUAACUUCUCUUCGGUGGAGAACUAUGAUGAUAGCGAGGAAGUAUUUGUAUAUACUAUGACAAGUCAUGACGGGAAGACGGCUCUUGUUCUGCUAAACUUCUCAGAUAAGGAACAACAUUUGGGGCUGGAAGGAUAUGCCGGGUGGAAGAGGUUGCUGGGCGGUGGCAUUGAAAGCAUCGGUGCUGGCGGGGUUCGUCUUGCACCUUACGAAGGUGCUGUGUAUUCUAGUUGGUAG
This is a messenger RNA of Colletotrichum truncatum, 1743 nucleotides long. RefSeq names its product maltase. Gene Ontology annotation, molecular function: alpha-amylase activity; glucan 1,4-alpha-maltotriohydrolase activity; oligo-1,6-glucosidase activity. The record is from RefSeq and is a predicted model, not a curated record. Gene Ontology annotation, biological process: sucrose catabolic process; maltose catabolic process. Lineage: Eukaryota; Fungi; Ascomycota; Sordariomycetes; Glomerellales; Glomerellaceae.